Messenger RNA from Porites evermanni, 10710 nucleotides. The record is from the annotation of a GenBank genome assembly. Lineage: Eukaryota; Metazoa; Cnidaria; Anthozoa; Scleractinia; Poritidae.
AUGGCGGCCAAACGAAAAUCACAAGGUGGUCGCGAAGAUGACGACGAUUCUUCAAUUUUGCCGCACAAACGACAUGAAAACACGACAUCACAAGAUGCAACGACUUAUUAUAGCACAGAAUCUUCUUAUGGCGUUCAGUGGUACGAACAGCGCGGCCAGUGGAUAGCAUUGUAUGACUGGAAUAGUGGACAUUAUUAUUAUCAAAAUAUCGGCGAUCAUAGAACGCAGUGGGAGCAGCCAGCAGAUUGGGAUUCUAUUCAUCCUCUGUAUAUACCAGUAAACCAGUACAGUGCGGGAUUUUGGAAUGAAUCGGUGAACAGAAAAGUCGAUACAUCAAAAUAUGUGCACGAGGAAGAAAACUACAAGACAUCUGUCGGCGAUUUGGAAGCGAAGGUUCAGCUGUUUCUCAGUCGUCCUGCUCGCCGACAGAUCGAUCCGGAGGAGAAGAAAAAACUGCACUGGAUCCCUGAGGGAGCUACUGAAUAUAACAUUUGGUAUGAUCGCUGGGUGGGAGAACACUGGAGAGCGGACAAAGACCACGGUCAGUUAUGUGGUUAAUUAGUUAAAUCUUCUUCAACCUUGGAAACUUAAGUAAAAACAAAAAUGUUUGAUAUACACGGAAAAGCGUAGUUUAAUACAGUUAUUAGUGAAUGUGAGGUUUAAGUUGACUCUGGUUAACAUUCCCCCUGGCACCCCAGGGACCCUCUGAAUAGGUGCACAGAACUAAUGCCCAAGAAUAGCAAAAAAGGCAGCUUAUGGGUGGCAUUUGUUGCUCAAAAACACCUUUGCUUAAAAACCAAUCAUUAUUCACCUUCAAACAGAAAAAGAUGGACGACAUCUUCAUAGAGAAAAAAAUAUAAAUUUACUUUUUUUGUGGUUCUGGCUUGCAAUCUUUAGCAUAAUCACUGAAUAGUUAAGAAGUAUUUUCUGUUGCACAAACAAAAAAAUCAUAUCUGAGAUAUGUAUACAUUUUUUUUUUGUUGAAGGCAAAUAAAUAGAUCUAUUGAUAUUAUAAGUCACUGGCUCAAAUAUCUUCGCGAGUUUUGAUUCCAAAAUUAGUUUUUCUUGGUUAUUUCUGACCAAAGAAGUUUUAGAUUAUUGCUACCAUAGAUGAUAGUGAAUAUUAUUAUAGAGUCAAGUUUAAAUUAAUUGCCAAGACAAAGUUCCUCUUUUGCCAGUAAAUUUGCUUAAUGUUCAGCAUCUUUUAGCAAGCUUUCAAAACAUCUUUUAUCCUUUGGUAAUCCUUAAUUGCCUCCAAAUCCAGCUCCCCUUAUUUCUCAUGUUUACCAAAAUCUUUAUUAUUGGAAUCAGAAUCUGAGACACUGUGCCAUUGUGUAGACUCCUUUUCCAUCAUUAUUUUAGUAAUAAGCUGAGUGUGAUCUGGUGAACUUUCUAAAUCUGAGAACUUUUCAAUUGUUUCCAAGUCCAGCUCAAAUUCAUCUUCAGAAUCAUCUUCAAAGUCUGACUCAGAAUUUUCAUCAUCAUCAUCAUCAUCUCUUAGGUCUGAAUCACAGUCCUCAUCUAAAUAAUAAGCUGGGUCUGUAGGUGGUACAAGUUGGAGUUGCUCCACAGUCUGCUGGUAUUUUAACUCUGAGACAAUUUCUUGUCCUUUCAUCUCAGAAGGCAGACUGUCUUGUCUGAUACCAACUUGUCCAACUCUGACCGUGUUUUUAUGUGUUAAUUCCACUGCAGAAUUUGUUGAAGAGUGCAGGUGUUGAAGCAAUGUUACAGGCUCUUGAAACACUUGCUUUUGUGCCACUGAUUGCAUAAUCUGUUGCUCAUUUUUCUCAAACAUUUCUAGUGAAGGAGCAAAUGGUCUCUUGUUUCCUGGCAGCUCCUCGUGUGGACUUGCUAGUGACGUGAAUUCCAUCAUCGGUUGUUGUGAUAACUUACAAGCUAUACCUGGUGUUUCUAGAUCAGCUGCUGGUGCAAUACACAUGGUGUUGAUAAACGGUGUUGCCAUUGCAAGACUUUCUUGAGUUAUAUCCAUUUCUUCGUGAUCCGCAUUUGAAAAUGGAAAAGGAACUACUUGUUGAUCUACCUCCAUUUCCUCUUCGCGUGUUUUAAAGCUGAAGAGUGCUGGCGAGGCCAAAAUAGAUGGUAGGGAAAAUGACAGAAGGUGCCACAACGAAGAAUUUUCCUGCUCAGUCUCCAUUGCAUCGCUUUCCACCAAAGCAUUAGAACUCAAUGGUGUCUGCAACAUAUCGCAAGCCUCUGUUAAUGCCCCUGGGUUGUGGCCUAUGUCCAUUUCCUCCUGUCGUAUUUCAGGUUCUGUAGUUAGUUCAUGCGUGACCUCCAUUUCCUCUGGUAUUAUGAUAGUGAAAAGAGUCUUGCUCUUCCCACUUUCUGUCACCUCCAUAAGCUCCACCUGCUCUGUUAUACCUUUACUUGGCAACUCUUCAUCUGCUUGGGAGGUAUACAUGGCUGAGGCUAGUGCUGUUGUUUGCAUCCUGGAGAUCGUCCCUGUUCUGCCUAUAGCCUGUCUUUUGAUGUUCACUCCUGUUCCUGCUAUAAUCGUGGAGCCUCUAGCAUUCUCCAUAGUAGAAGCUCUCUCCUCGCCAUUUGAUGAUCGCUUCGGUCGAGAAGCUGCAUGCUCCAUCACUUUGUGUGUUAUGGCUUCAUACUCUUUCGCAUUGUUAACGACACUAGAUGUUUGUGUUUCCUUACUGACUUUUACAGAAGUUAUCAGAUCUAAACGCCUUUGCCUUGGUGACAUGUUUCGAGUAUGUGCUGUAGGAGAAGCAACCUUUCUCACAUUAGAAGGCGGUAAUAAUCGUGGCGUAAUUUUAUCUUUUGUCUGGCAGGUAACUGAUGGAGCCGAUAGUCGUAGAUCUUCAUUUGCGGAAGUUACAACUCUCUUUUGUUGACUCUUUCUGCCCACAGUGGCCAGGAAAGGUUUAUCUCCAGUGAAGGAUAACACCGAGCAUAACGUUUCUUUGCCGCUCUUCUUGUCUUUUUUCAAUGCUUUUGAUUGCAUCUCUCUAAGCACUGGCGGGUGGAAGUGAUCCGCAGCCGAUUUUCGCUUCCAAGUGCUGCGUGAUCUACUGGGCUGUGGAGGAAAACUGAUGCCAGGGUUUUGUGAGUUCUCGGAACAACAGCAUUGGUAAGAUGUGAUUGGAAUGUCUCCUUUCGUAAUUGGUGUAAAACUAGAACCACCUGAAUGGUCAUCUUCACUAUGAGGUGAUAGUUGUUCUCGAUGUACAACAGGAAUAACGGCAGAUCUGUCUACUUUGGAGCCUUUCUUGAAAUUUGAUAAUACGUUCAUCUCUUCGAUAGAUGUAUUUUCUGGCAUACUUAGUUUGCUUGCCAUCAGCUGAGAGACUGCUUCUUGUAUUCUGAAGCAAAACGCUGAUACUAUUGAUUUUGAGUUUGAAACUGCACUUAUAAAAAGGUCAACUGUUUUCCAUAGAAGCCUCGAGGUAACAUUCUUAGUUGCCUUCCCUUUUAGUGCAUGAACGUAACUGCAAACCGCCUCCCGUGCGGAAAGCGUGAAAACUGUUAUUGUAUAAGCCAUAAUCAUGGAAAUUAUAUUUCUGCAUUCCUUGAUUCUCCAAUUGUUUUUUAUGCCUGCUAGAAAGCCUUUGAAGCAGACAUAACUUGUCCGUUUUACGAUCAGCACCAAACGAACCAUUGCCUUAGUCACACUGCUUAAGACGUUAAAUGUGUUGUGUCCUGGCACACAAUCAUUGCCUUUUUCUAGCGGAGAGGUAAUGUUUUGUGAUUCCUUUGAUCUCAUCGCAGGCGCAUAGUCAUUCUCAACCUCGCCAUUUGGCCGGUCGUGACUUGCAGGUCUUUUUGUUUCCUCAUCCAUAUCAACAGACCACAGUCGCACAAACCNUUAGUGCAUGAACGUAACUGCAAACCGCCUCCCGUGCGGAAAGCGUGAAAACUGUUAUUGUAUAAGCCAUAAUCAUGGAAAUUAUAUUUCUGCAUUCCUUGAUUCUCCAAUUGUUUUUUAUGCCUGCUAGAAAGCCUUUGAAGCAGACAUAACUUGUCCGUUUUACGAUCAGCACCAAACGAACCAUUGCCUUAGUCACACUGCUUAAGACGUUAAAUGUGUUGUGUCCUGGCACACAAUCAUUGCCUUUUUCUAGCGGAGAGGUAAUGUUUUGUGAUUCCUUUGAUCUCAUCGCAGGCGCAUAGUCAUUCUCAACCUCGCCAUUUGGCCGGUCGUGACUUGCAGGUCUUUUUGUUUCCUCAUCCAUAUCAACAGACCACAGUCGCACAAACCGUUUUGGUGCCGAGCUUGAAAUUGGGUUACAUUUCGUUUGCGGAUUUAUCUUUAAAACCUGGUUAAGCUGAUCACUUUGAUUGUUCAGUCCUUGACUGACAUGCUUCCCAUUCCAAACGUCAUACCUCUCCCAGUGACUACAGGUCGCCUUCAAACUCGAAAUACCUUUUUCAGUUAUAGGAUCUUUGCCUUUCUUCUCCGCAUGUUCUUCAAAUUUACGAGGCUUAAGUAGAUGUUUGUAGUGAGUUCUUUCCUGUCUCAUACCACCAGACUCCUCCCACAAAGAAGGUCUGGUACUAGGGACAGCUUUCUCUGUCCUACGAAAAUUGCUUUUGCUGGAAACACAUUCUUCAACUCUCGCUAUCUUGUUGACGGUAAACGGAAUUGGCAGCCUGUCGUUAUUUGCGUUAUUUCCGUUGAGCAGAGUCUCCUUUUGUUUGUAAGGUUUUUUGUUCCUCUCAGUUUGGUUUGGUUUCUUGACUUGGCGAUUUCCUGUAUUUUCAGAUGCAACACGAGGUACUGUACCAUUACCUCUGAAGGUAAUUGUAGUCAGUGUAGGCUCUUUUUGCUGCCUUGCGGCCGUUCUAGCAUUUAUCUGCCUGAAUACGCAAAUAAAACUUUUACAAAACUUCCUUUCCAUCCAUUUCCACUUUUUCAUCACCAACUUUAAGAUAAAGAAUGUGAACGCGCUGAUAAUAAAUAUACCGCUAACGCUAUCCAUGUUAGAGUUUUUCUUUCCACAAGAUCUCUGACUAAACUUUUUUUCUUAUUUCAUUUGUGACGAUAUUCUAUUGCUACUGUUGCGUCAUCGCUUAUUCCCGCGCGCGCCAUUCAGCGCGCGCUGCUCAAAACACAGCAGUCACGAAAAGCCGACUUGAUACUGACUAUGGAUAACUACAUGGAACAAACCGAAAAAUGAAGUAUUGGCGUGGUAAUAAACAAUGCAAAUGACAACCCAAUGUUGAAUUUUCUGGAAAACGUUCUCAGGGUAUAGACAACAUUUUCAACAUUAAAAUGUUUUUACGCAUGUUUGUUCAGCUCGAAAGUGUACUUUAAGUAACGCAUGUGUUAAUCGAAGUUACUUACUGCCAUGGGUGUCAUUGGCUGAAAUGUUGAAAACGAUAUUGCAUUCGCAAAGAAACUGCUGUUUGGUGGAGAGGCGAGACAUUCCGCUUGCAGAGAAAAAAACACCUUUCUGAUUGGUUAUCACUCGGAAUGCUCCGUCAAAAAAUGAUCUGAGUGUCUAACAAAAACAUAAGUAGAAAAAGUAGGAAAUAACUCUUUUAAACGGAGAGCUGUUUAAAAACGUCUGUUUAAAUGAAUCAAUAAAAGAAAUGAAGAUGCAUGUUGGAUUGAGGAAAUCUAUACUUGACAUGUAUUUUAAUGUUUUUGCCUUGAAAAUUAAAGCAUUUUUAGUGACGUUAAUAUUAUUCUGACAGACCACGCACUGAAUGCCUUUAGAACCUUUGUAAGGAGUGAAAUAUUUUGGGCAAUUACAACAUUUCUGAAUUCCCAGUUUUUUGUAAAAUGAAUUCCCUUUUUUAAAAGUCAAACCCGAGACAUCAUCCCUGGAAUGUUUUAGCAAAUUAUCAGUUUUUUACGAGCAAAGAGGUAAAUGAUAAUUUAGUCGUAAAUAUCUUUUCCCAUUUACAUGUUUACAGGUCCUUCAGAGACAAGGUGCUGUUUAGAAACAGAUGCUGGAUUCACAAAAGCCAACGUUUAUGAACCGGGUGGAAACAAACAUUAUUUCUGUAUCUACUUCGCUAGAGGGUGUUGCCAUUUGGGGUCUGAAUGUGGAUACUUUCACGUGAUACCCACGGAUAAAGAUGAACAAAGGUCAGUGGGUCUUGCUAAAUACUCUGUUUUUCAUUGAUAUUGAGAAAAUCAAUCUUCAGCGUUACCCGAACGGAUGAAAUUUAGGUAAAAGUCAGUAAGAGUGUUUUUAAUUAAAGGUUUUACAAAGUAAGCAUAAUGGUGGUUGAGUUCCCCAGAGCCAAAAACACCAGUAUAAGUGUUGCUAAAGCUUACAAAAGGGCCUUAGGAAUGCAAAAAAACAAACAAACAAACAAAUCUCUUUCUCUGAAUUUUAGUGGUCCGUUUGCCAAAAAAACUUUGUUGAGACUAUUUUGUUUGCAAAAAACUUUGCGACUGUAUAAUCGUCUUCCAAGUGGCCCGGUUCGAGUAGUUGCACUUAAACACAGCUGAUAUUUCAUUGUAGAAUCGAUCUUGCCCAUGACGUUUUUGGCCGAGAGCGUCACCGCCUUCACAAGGAUGAUAUGGGUGGAGUGGGUACAUUUGACAAGGAAUGCAGGACACUGUAUGUUGGAGGAUUGGCUAAUCGAACUAAACUGGAGAAACUUCUGUGGUCUGAGUUUGGCGAGUGGGGUGAAAUUGAGGUAAAAAUAAACAUUGCCCGUAAUAAAAGCAAGAGGUUUACAUAAGUAAAACAGCAACUUUGCACGUGCAUCACGAUUUUUGUACAUUUCUUUGCUGUCACUGUACUACUAUGACGUGGAAAUGUCUAUUUUUACGUUUUUUACACGUGGAGGACGUCAACACUCGACGUUCUUUUUCUUUUCCUGAACUUCGAUACAGUCUUUUAGGAUUCGACUGUAGAUAAAUUUGCUAACAAUUGAGGAUUUGAACGAGACUGAAUUAAUUCACUUGUAAGUGACUUUUUCGCAAGAAUGAAGCUCGGUUUCGCCCUCAGAUAGCAGAAUUUAGUGGAGGCUCUCGUGAACGGUCACGACCUCUAUUACCGUCACUUUUAGACAUUUCUCUUUGUGUUUAUCUUCCGGAAAAAGACCACUGGAGACAAGCUUCGAUCUGUAAGCCUUUGGCUCUUAUUAUANGAGAUUGGAUUAUCUUCUUCCAAGUGCCCUGGUUCGAGUAGUUGCACCUUAACACAGCUGAUAUUUCAUUGCAGAAUCGAUCUUGCCCAUGACGUUUUUGGCCGAGAGCGUCACCGCCUUCACAAGGAUGAUAUGGGUGGAGUGGGUACAUUUGACAAGGAAUGCAGGACACUGUAUGUUGGAGGACUGGCUAAUCGAACUAAACUGGAGAAACUUCUGUGGUCUGAGUUUGGCGAGUGGGGUGAAAUUGAGGUAAGAAUAAACAUUGCCCGUAAUAAAAGCAAGAGGUUUACAUAAGUAAAACAGCAACUUUGCACGUGCAUCACGAUUUUUGUACAUUUCUUUGCUGUCACUGUACCACUAUGACGUGGAAAUGUCUAUUUUUACGUUUUUACACGUGGAGGACGUCAACACUCGACGUUCUUUUUCUUUUCCUGAACUUCGAUACAGUCUUUCAGAAUUCGACUGUAGAUAAAUUUGCUAACAUUUGAGGAUUUGAACGAGACUGAAUUAAUUCACUUGUAAGUGACUUUUUCGCAAGGAUGAAGCUCGGUUUCGCCCUCAGAUAGCAGAAGUUAGUGGAGGCUCUCGUGAACGGUCACGACCUCUAUUACCGUCACUUUUAGACAUUUCUCUUUGUGUUUAUCUUCCGGAAAAAGACCACUGGAGACAAGCUUCGAUCUGUAAGCCUUUGGCUCUUAUUAUAUUUUUCAUGGCCUUAUUCUUUCCUUUUACCUUCUAGGACUUGAGAGUAAUACCAAAACGCAACAUCGCGUUUGUGCGCUACAAGAACAGGGUGAAUGCGGAGUUUGCAAAGGUGUGGUGUGAACUGUUUCGUUACAAAAUUUAACCGGGUGCGUUAGGUUUGCAAAAGAUAGACAACGGGGAAGGUGUUGGAAAGGAAGGAAGAGUGGGGGAGAUCCGCGAACGCGCAAGGAGGUGUCCUUCCUCCUCGCGUGACCGUCACACUCUCACCCCCUUCCUCCUAGAGAACCUCCUUAUCACAAACUAUGCAGACAAUGAAUAUUCCUAGCUUCUUAACGUUGUUACUUUUCUUCGUUUCGACCUUGAAGACUCUGUAACAGUGUUACUUUAACCCUUCGACUAAAACGCGAGAAUCUCGAAAAUAUACCAUUCGGUUCAUUAAAAAAAACUCUUCAUUUUUCUCUCACGAGAAUUACCGGUCUCUCAGUUUUCCCCUUAUUAAAGGCGAUGUUAAACGAGACGAUUGGCGACUACGAUUUUUAGCGCAACACAGCGUAACUUGCAAUGUUGGAACAUUAUUGAAACUAUUCGAUACAAUGAUGCAACACUGUGUUGCGCCAAAAUCGUCAUUGCGAAUCAUCUCGUGUAUCAUCAGCGGCAAAAAGGCAAUAGGUUAGAUUAGCAAAACAACAAUUUUGUACGUGCAUCAGGCUUUUUUUAACAGUUCUUAGCCGUCGUUGCACUACUGCAACGUGAGAGUGCCUAAUUUUACGUUUAGUGAAAGACGGGAACACAACCCCGCAAGACAACAACUUUCUUUUUCUUUUCCUGAACUUUGAUAAAGUCCUUCAGAAUUCAACUCCAUUAAAAUUUGCCCACAUAUGACAAGUUAAACGAGAUGGAAUAAGUGCGAUAAAGUUUGAAGCAGCGCGAAUCACAAUUUUUUUAGUGACGUUUUCAUAACCGACGCCGUCGUUGUUGCUUAAGCUCCCUAAUGCAAAUAGACUGAUACAGGAAAGUAGUCUAGUCCAGCUUAGGUGUUAUGAGGAGAUGUCGUUGAGGAACCGUUAGGUUUUUACGCGGCGAAGGUGUUCCAGAUCGUUCCUUUGAAAACCUUCCUGGCACAGACGUGUCAUUUGUGUUUUUAAGUAUGAUUAUACUGAGAUUUUUGUUCGCUCUUUAGAUCGCAAUGUCAGACCAGAAGUUAAACAAUAGAGAAUUGCUCAAUGUAAGAUGGGCUUUUGAUGAUCCUAAUCCUAAAGCAAGGAAAGAGGUGCGCACUUGUAGUUAGCGUUUCUAAAAUACAUGUUGAAUUGGACUCUGUGAACUCCUUUGAUUAAUAAUGACCUUGCUUCCCCCGUUCGAACAAAAAGAGAGAUUUAUUGGGAAACGUUAUCCCGUCAAAGAAAGGACAAAUCCAAGCUAUUUGCUCUUAAGUCCGGAUCUGGCGUGGUUCUCAGGCUAGCCUGCGUAGCAAGCGUUUCCUCGCGAGGUUCGUCUAGAAAGCUGGGACAAGAGCAAAAAAAAAUGAACCUUCGCGCAAUAACACGAUUGGAAACGCUUGAUACGCAGGCUAUUCUCAGGCGUUCCGAAGUAGCUCGUUUAAACAGUGACAGUUUAAACUCGGAUCGUCUGGGGACGAGACUAUUGGAAGCACCAAAUGAAGACUCAGACGACUUAUCCAUCCUCGACUUUACAACUUAGCGAUAUUUUCAUUGCUCAAGGCUAACUUUAGCAUCUUUCUGACCAACCUUUGUUUUGUUUUUGUUUUUUUUCAGGAACUUUUAAGAGCGAAAAAGAAGGUACUCGAGGCCGCAUCAGAGAGAGGUUUACUUCAAAAGGCCCGUUUGCGCCCCCGCGACCCACCCGGUGGCCAGGUAACAGGGCCUUAUCCAGAUACAAACAACCAGUACCCCGUGGAAUGUGGCCCUAUGAGCAAGGAACAGUUCGAACAGGUAUAGGUUUGCUUUGCUGUUUUAAACCUUUUUUUUACUCUUAGUUAAUUUCCCUUUGGUUAAAUAUAUAGUAAAAUCAAAUAAAAUCAUUUUUUAUUGCUUCUCCCUUAACGUUAGUGUCUGUAAACAAAAUCCUAGGCCUUACUAUGUUAAUUAGCUUCAAACGGUACUCUUUUCGUGCUAGAACUAGGAUUGUUCUUACUUUUGAGUCUGUCUAAGAAGGCAGAUGAAAUCAGGACUUUUCAACAGCAAUUUCAUAUGACACUAUUUGUGGUGUAUAAAUGGGAUCUAACUUUUGGGUAUGUGGAUCGGGAAUCAUGUGUUAAAGAAGCUUGGCAAGGGAAUGUGCGCGGGAGACGAGAAAAAAAUAAAGAAUGAGAACAAAACAGAGGAUUGGAAAUGAAGCUACUGAUAGAGCUGGGGUUCAAGUUAGGGUUUUGUUAUUCUUGUUCUCAUUUUUCAUUUUCCCGUUCCCAUUUUUCAUUUUCCUGUUCCCCGUGCUCGUUGUAAGUGCCCCGUUUUUAGGUAGUAACAUCCCAGUCUUUGGAAUUUCAAAAAUAUGAAACGAUAUGACAACGCAUGCACUCUGCAGCCAUAGAAUUAAAUCCUACGGUUUGUUUUCCUGUUUCAGGCUGAAAUACUAGAGAAUGUGUACACAGACUGUACGAGGUUGGACGAGGCUCUGAAGAGAGGAGAGGCUCUCCACGUUAAAGAGGCGGACAGUAGUCAAGCAGUUCAUUCACAGCUCUCUGAAUACUCUGAGUACAGUAGUGCAGAGAACACACAAGCUACAGAGACAGAUUGGAACAGUGAUAAUAAUUACUCAGGAUAUUAUAGUUACGAUUAUAGCCAAGCAUGGGACUAUUCGCAGUAUUAUCAAACUGAUCACUCGUGUUCAACUAAGGAUCCUUACAGAGAGAUACUUACGUCCAGCGCUAAAGACAAUUCCGAAGCUUCCAAUAGCUAA